Messenger RNA from Brugia malayi, 318 nucleotides. RefSeq lists its product as uncharacterized. NCBI's taxonomy places the organism in Eukaryota, Metazoa, Nematoda, Chromadorea, Rhabditida, Onchocercidae. The transcript has 2 exons. The record is from RefSeq and is a predicted model, not a curated record. The coding region runs from base 1 to 318 and encodes 105 amino acids.
AUGCCCUCUACGACAUCAACAACUCUAACAACUUCAAAACGUGUCACUCUUAUUUCUACAGCACCACGAACGAUGCUUACAGAACCUCCUUUAAGAGAUGUAUUAAUUUCAACGAUCUUGCCUUCCUUAACGGUAGCUCCAGUUCCUAAAUUAGAAGCACAAAAUUGGUGGUACUGGUGGUGUUGGUGGUAUCCAUCAAUGAUGACAGCAAAUAUCUUAUUUUCAAGAUUCAAAUAUUUUAUUCCCAAAGUUGAAGAUUUUGACGCAAAUAUUCGAUGCAAUCCGAAUGCUUUGGAGUCACUGCAUAGCUUAUGGUAA